Molecule: messenger RNA, 1138 nt
Organism: Blepharisma stoltei
Lineage: Eukaryota; Ciliophora; Heterotrichea; Heterotrichida; Blepharismidae
Source: the annotation of a GenBank genome assembly
AUGGCUGAACCAUCACUGGAGAAAGGAAAAGGAAAGGGAAUUGAGAGUGAGGCAAAGCCACAGAAGAUUCGCUUUACUUUGACAUCCACAAAACUACAAGUACUCGAAAGCAUGACAGCCAUUAACAUUAAUUAGUAGAUUAGGGCUCUUCCUCCUUUUAAGUCUUACCCGAGAUGCUGCUAGCGAACCUCACUGGGUAAGCAUUUCCACCAGAGAUUAUUCUCCUCCGGCUUUCGGCCUGAUUCUUAAUGCUGUCUCAGAAUCUUGGAGUAUGCAGGUUUGGGACUUGACAGCUGCUGCUUGAGUGAUUAGAGUUCCAGCUAGGAAUAACUCCAUAACUAGUAUCGGUGCCAACUAUACCUUCGUCAUCACUAGUGGUGUCUAAGGUAAAACACCUUUUUUCCUUAAUGUCCAUCGGGAAGAUACAAAGUCUUCAUUACAUACGAAAGAGGCAAGCAUAACCGGAACAUAAAUGCCCAUACCCGUAGACUCCCAUUUUCUGUUAGGUUUGGCUUCAGGGCGCAGCAAGGUCCCCAAAAUUCGAAACAGGUCUGGGAGAGGACGGGCCGGCGACGUCGCCAUUUUAUUUGUGUGUGAAAUCAUGACAACCAAAUUGAUAACAUCAGCGAAAAAGGAAAAUCUGAAGACCUAUGGACCUGUAAGACUCCCCACCAAGAUAUUGAGGAUUACUGUCAGAAAAAGUCCUUGCGGGAAUGGAACAUCUACUUUUGAUAGACUUGAAAUGAGAAUACAUAAAAGAGUUGUGACAUUAAUCUGCCCGACUGAUUUCAUUAAGAAGGUCACUGAUUUCAAUAUUGAUCCUGGUGUAGAGGUCGAACUUCACUUUACAGAAUUCUAACUCCUCACUCCAUGAACGGUCAAUACCAUUGGAAAAAUACUUCUUUUCAGAAAAAAAAACUAUCCUUCACUAGAAGCCUUUUUUAUUAAUAUUUUUGAAAUAUAAGUAACUGUGAUUAUAACGAGAUCUAUGGCUUAUUGAAUUAAAUCUUAGCAGCUUGCAUAUUAAGAUACUAAUUUUAUAGGCUUUUCUAGGUUUUACCUAUUUAGAAUUUUUUAAAAACCAUAAAAAAGCUUACCAAACCUAAAAAUUAGUGCAUGCUCACCUAGAGGGUAGUAA